This is a messenger RNA of Sinocyclocheilus rhinocerous, 5241 nucleotides long. Its product is annotated as serine/threonine-protein kinase TAO2-like. The record is from RefSeq and is a predicted model, not a curated record. Gene Ontology annotation, biological process: protein phosphorylation. Gene Ontology annotation, molecular function: ATP binding; protein serine/threonine kinase activity. Bases 472 to 3879 code for a protein of 1135 amino acids. NCBI's taxonomy places the organism in Eukaryota, Metazoa, Chordata, Actinopteri, Cypriniformes, Cyprinidae. The transcript has 20 exons. Gene Ontology annotation, cellular component: cytoplasm.
UCCGGUUGGCUCCCGCCCCACGUAGCCAUUUUGCGUAUCCUAGACAAAAAAAGAAGGGUUAGAUAGAAAGAUAACCAGACACAGAAUAAAAUUAGUCUUCAAAUCAUAGCGAGAAUCAAAAGUGCGGAUGUAACUGUGCAAUAUGAUAGGCGCGGGAGCGGGCCUAUUCACCAGCCGCGGCCCAUAUUCAAAGAGGAAACAUUUGGCUAGCUGGCUAAAGAACCGUUAGCGAAGGAAUGAGAUAAAGACUUCAUAGACACUAAAGUGUUGUACGACAUCCAUACUUAUCAAAUUAUACUCUAAGCAAGCUAGAAGGCGGACGUUGGUAGAAAUAUGGACCGUGUGUUGAUUUGAAACGUCGCUGUGGGCAAAAAACAACAACAAACGCCACGGUUAUUUGCGGAGGAAGCCGGAUAACUGUUUAUUCACCGGGAAUAAAGCGCAGGAUCGCAGCACACCACGGAGCCAGUCAUGCCUGCCAGUGUGCGUACUGGGACCCCGAAGGACUCGGAGGUGUCUGAGCUCUUCUACAGAGAUGAUCCUGAGAAGCUCUUCACUGAUCUCCGGGAGAUCGGUCAUGGCAGCUUUGGAGCCGUGUACUUUGCUCAUGAUGUGCGUUCCAAUGAAGUGGUGGCCAUCAAGAAGAUGUCGUUCAGUGGCAAGCAGUCCAAUGAGAAAUGGCAGGACAUCAUAAAGGAGGUGAAGUUCUUGCAGAAGCUCAGACACCCCAAUACCAUCGAAUACAAAGGGUGCUACCUCAGGGAGCACACAGCAUGGCUGGUGAUGGAAUACUGUCUAGGAUCAGCCUCUGAUCUUUUAGAGGUGCAUAAAAAACCUCUGCAGGAGGUGGAAAUAGCUGCUAUUACCCACGGUGCACUUCAGGGCCUCGCCUACCUUCACUCUCAUAACAUGAUACACAGAGAUGUGAAGGCAGGUAAUAUUCUGCUAACUGAGCCCGGUCAGGUGAAGCUUGGAGAUUUUGGCUCUGCCUCAAUCGUUUCUCCUGCCAACUCUUUUGUGGGUACACCGUACUGGAUGGCCCCAGAAGUGAUUCUAGCCAUGGAUGAGGGGCAGUAUGACGGGAAGGUGGACGUCUGGUCUCUUGGCAUCACCUGCAUCGAACUAGCUGAAAGGAAGCCACCCUUGUUCAAUAUGAAUGCUAUGAGUGCCUUAUACCACAUUGCGCAAAACGAAAGCCCUGUCCUGGCGUCAAACCACUGGUCAGACUACUUCCGUAACUUUGUGGACUCUUGUCUUCAAAAGAUCCCUCAGGACAGGCCUACCUCAGAUGUGCUGCUCAAUCACCAUUUCCUGUGCCGAGAGCGCCCCCAUUCUGUAGUGAUGGAUCUGAUCACCCGCACCAAAGACGCUGUGCGAGAGCUAGACAACCUGCAGUACAGGAAGAUGAAGAAGAUCCUGUUUCAGGAAACUCACAAUGGCCCCACACAGGAAGGAGGAGAGGAGGAAGAGGAAGCAGAGCAGUACCUCUUGCAGACGGGCACGGUUAAUAGUAUGGAGAGCUCUCAGUCUGUUCCCUCCAUGUCCAUCAGCGCCAGCUCCCAGAGUUCCUCUGUCAACAGCCUGGCCGAUGGCUCCGACGACAGUGCUGAGAUGGCCAUGAUGCAGGAGGGAGAGCAGACAGUCACGUCUAACAGCUCCAUCAUUCACCGCCCCACUGCACGAGAUAAUAUUUAUGACGACCCAUAUCAGCCGGAGAUGGAGUCUCCACAGCAGGCAUCCUCGGCCGCUCGGAGGAGGGUGCACAGAAACCGAGACCAUUUCGCCACCAUCCGCACAGCCUCUCUUGUGACCCGUCAGAUUCAGGAGCAUGAACAGGGCUCAGCUCUGAGGGAGCAGAUGUCCGGAUACAAGCGCAUGAGGAGGCAGCACCAGAAACAACUGCUGGCUCUGGAGAACAAACUCAAGUCUGAGAUGGAUGAACAUCAGCUCAGACUGGACAAAGAGCUGGAGACCCAGAGAAACAACUUUAGCAGUGAAGCAGACAAGUUGAGUAAGAAACAUCAGGCCAUCCUGGAAAAAGAGAUUAAAGCUGCGCAGGCGGAAGAGAAAAAAUUUCAACAGCACAUACUGAACCAGCAGAAGAAAGAACUCAACAGCCUGCUGGAUUCCCAGAAACGGCAGUACAGGCAACGCAAGGAGCAGCUCAAGGAAGAGCUGAGUGAGAACCAGUCCACGCCGAAGCGAGAGAAGCAGGAAUGGUUGGUAAGGCAGAAAGAGUGUCUGCAGCAGAUCCAGGCUGAGGAAGAGGCUUCAUUAUUACGGCGACAGAGGCAGUAUUACGAGCUGCAGUGCCGACAGUAUAAGAGGAAGAUGCUGCUCGCAAGACACAAUCUGGAGCAGGACCUGCUCAGAGAGGACUUGAAUAAACGUCAGACUCAGAAGGAUCUAGAGUGCGCCAUGUUGUUGAGACAUCACGAGUCCACUCAGGAGCUGGAGUUUAGGCAGCUGGCGCUGGUCCAGCACACUCGGGCCGACCUGAUACGAACGCAGCAUCAGAGCGAGCUAGCCAACCAGAUGGAGUAUAAUAAGCGGCGUGAGCAGGAACUCUGUCAGAAACACGCUGUGGAGGUCCGCCAGCAACCCAAGAGCUUAAAGACGAAAGAGCUCCAGAUCAAACGUCAGUUCCAAGACACCUGUAAGAUUCAGACACGGCAGUACAAAGCCUUGCGGAAUCACCUGCUGGAGACCACGCCCAAAUCAGAGCAUAAAACCGUACUGAAGAGACUCAAAGAGGAGCAAACACGUAAACUGGCCAUCUUGGCCGAGCAGUACGACCAUUCCAUCAAAGACAUGCUGUCCACACAGGCUGUGAGUAAGUUGCGAUUGGAUGAGACUCAGGAGGACGAGUACCGAGCGCUGCGCAUGCAGCUGCAGCAGGAAUUGGAGCUGCUGAAUGCUUAUCAGAGCAAAAUAAAGAUGCACACAGACACGCAACACGAGAGAGAGGUCAAAGACCUGGAGCAGAGGGUGUCUAUACGGAGAGCUUUACUUGAGCAGAGGAUUGAGGAGGAGAUGUUGUCUCUGCAGAAUGAGCGCUCUGAGCGAAUCCGGGCUCUGCUCGAGUACCAAGCUCGGGAAAUCGAGUCCUUUGACUCCGAAAGCAUGCGCCUGGGCUUUAGUAACAUGGCUUUGAGCGGCAUCCCUGCUGAGGCUUACAAUCAGGGUUACCCCAAUCCUCCCUCAUCUGGACCUGGGGCCUGGCCGUCCCGUCCUGUGCCCCGCUCAGGCAGCCAGUGGAGCCACGGGGUCCAACACUCAGCGGCGCCGCCCUCCUGGCGUAGUCAAAACAGUACAGCCGGCUUCAGCCAAGGGGAGCAAAUCUCCAGCCGAGAGAGGGAUUUAGACGGUAUGGGCACCCGUGGCUUUCCAAGCUCUCGCUCCUCCGCCUCGUCAGCAUCGUCUUCAUCAUCCUCGCAUCAUCACCUCCGCUACAUGCCGCAGCAGUACCACCACCAGAGCACGCCACACCUGUACAGCCGAGAGAGGGAGUGGGGAGGAGGCCACCACCACUCAUCUUCAUCCUCUUCUCAUGGCCACUCGCAUCACAUUUCUUCCCAUGCCUCUUCCCAGUCCCUUGCUCUCCUCCCUCCACCACCUCCUCCUCCGCCCAUCUCACUUUCCUCAUCUUCUCCUCCAUCCUCCUCCUCCUCUUCUUCCUCUCAGAGUGGCUACGGAGGAAGGGGCGAGAGCUUGGCUGUGAGGGGCCCCAGCCUGAUGGCUUUGAGAAACAGUCCAGGGCCUCUUCGGAGAACAGCCUCUGGCGGAGGUGCCGGCGGGUCGGGCGCAGAUGGAGGUUUGAGCCGAAGUACGUCAGUGACAUCACACAUUUCCAAUGGAUCCCACCUCUCCUACUCGUAGAGGGUCGUGCAGGAAGUUCAGAUGGUGCAGUUGAACGUUUUGGGGAGAAAAGGCCUUCACGUAGCUCAUUUAGGAGUCAAACUGGGAGGCGGAGUGGAGAAACAGUAUUUAGAUGGGUACACCUUUACUUACAAGAAGAUAGAUCUCAGGGUUUUGGGAUGCGGGAGGGCUCAGGGUUUAGAUCAGGAACAGGAAAGACGAGAGAUGUACUGUAACAGGAGCAGAAAGCUAUGCUGUUGAGUGAGUGGGAGGGAGGGAAGAGAUGAAAAUAACAUAAGUGGUGCCAAUACUGCAGAUUUGGCUCAUCCUCAGCCGGUUCAUUUUGGUUUUGUUUUAUUUUUAAACUGUCAGACAGAACCAUUGAAUUCUGCUCUUUCAUGUCCAGGUGUUUUCUUGCACAUCUAAAGGUUUAAGAUUUGAACAUUAAAAGACUUUACCAAGAUAAUAUUUUAUGCUUAAUCCUGGACCAUAUUAAGCUGAAUUCGUUUAGUGCAAUUCAAUUAAAGACUGGUUUUCUUUUUCUGUAAAAAUCUGUCAUUUAUCUCUUUCAUGUUGUUACGAGCCCUACAUACUGUUAUUUUGUUCAUAGAACACAAAAGGAGAAUUUUCAAGCAGCACUUUUAUAUGCAACAAGUUCUGUCAAGAUCAAAACUGGACCAAAAAAAACCACCAUGCUUUGUAUGAGCAGACUGAAAUCGAGGUCUGAAAAUUCAUCAGAAAUAGUACGUUCAUGCAUUAAUCUUUUGCAGAACCAAAUGUGUGCUUUGUCUUUGUUUGGAGCUGUGAACCUACGUUAAAUGGAAAAGAGCUGCAUUAAAGAGAUAGUUCAGUGGAAAAAAAUAAAUAAAUCAUAAUAUACUCAUGUUCCAAACUUCUGACUAUUGUGUCUGUGGAACAUAGAAUAUAUUUUGAGAAAUGUGUUCAUGCAUAGAAAGUCAGUGGUAACCAGUAUUUGAAAUAUCUUCUGUGUUCCACUGAAGAAAAUAAGUCUAUAGUUUUGAAACAACAAAAUUGUCUCUCUUUUGUGUUUUGCAGAUGAAAUAACAGCAUACAGGUUUGAAAUGACACAAGGGUGAGUGAAUAAUGGCAGAAUUAUAGACUGAUGAGUGUAUCUUGAGUUUGAGCCAGAGGAUGAUGAGUCCUACUAAUGUCAGUUUUACUGCUAACAGGAGCGAAGCGAGCGAGUCGGAUGCAAUAGAAGGUGCUGUAGCAUGUUUCAGGGAGAUGAGGCAUAAACUGAGGAACUAAAAGGGUGAUUAAACUGAUUUUUGUGUAAUUAUGUAGAUAGCACUCAAACAAUACUAAAAUAACGUCUAUCAGUGAUGGUUUAAAUUGUACAUUUGUAUUUGAGUCAAGGACAGG